AUGCAGAGCACGGCGUUCACUCUCUCCCCUCCGUCUCCCUCCCUCAGAUCCCCGGCCUCCGGGCGACGCCCCUCCUUCGGCCUCCGACUCUAUCCCAUCCGCUUCUCCGCUUCUUCCUCUUCCUCUUCCUCCUCCUUCUCCUUCUCCUCCAGAGCCAGUGAUGUGGCUCCUGCGAGCGCCAUUCCGAGCCUCUCCGCCUCCUCGCUCCCCCGCCGAUCGUGGUGCCUCGGCUCGCCUCCCUCGAGGCCGUGGGGCGGAGUGCCGCUCCUCGGCUUCGAUCCCGAGGCGAGGGGUUUCGAGGCCAGGGCGACGUCGGUGCCCGAGACCGCCGAUGAAGGAGAGAAGUCGGGUGGGUUGGGGAAGACCAUGGAGCUCGGACUGCUGUUCGGCCUCUGGUACCUCUUCAAUAUUUACUUCAACAUUUACAACAAGCAGGUCUUGAAGGUGUUCCACUACCCUUCCAAUGUCACUCUGGCUCAAUUUGCUGUUGGGUCUGUGCUUGUUAUUGUGAUGUGGACUUUUAAUCUCUAUAAAAGGCCCAAACUCAGUCGCUCUCAGCUGUUGGCUAUUUUGCCACUUGCAGUGGUGCACACAAUGGGAAAUCUGUUCACCAAUGUGAGUCUUGGAAAAGUGGCUGUUUCAUUCACUCACACCAUCAAAGCCAUGGAGCCAUUUUUCUCAGUUAUUCUAUCAGCUAUGUUUCUUGGGGAGAUGCCUACUAUCUGGGUUGUCUCUUCUCUUGUACCAAUUGUUGGUGGAGUUGCACUUGCAUCAAUGACAGAGGCUUCCUUUAAUUGGGCUGGGUUUUGGAGCGCAAUGGCCUCGAAUCUGACUAAUCAAUCUCGCAAUGUACUUAGCAAAAAAGUCAUGGUCAAGAAGGAGGAAUCCUUGGACAAUAUAACUCUCUUUUCGAUUAUCACCAUGAUGUCUUUUGUUUUAUUAUUCCCUGUGACUUAUUUUACCGAAGGUCUCAAGUUUACUCCUGCAUACCUACAAUCUAUGGCACAACAGGGAUUCAAUGUUCAGCAGAUGUUAACCAGGUCUUUCCUUGCAGCGUUGUGUUUCCAUGCAUAUCAGCAGGUCUCUUACAUGAUACUACAGAGGGUAUCCCCAGUGACCCACUCUGUAGGAAACUGCGUGAAGCGGGUUGUGGUCAUUGUCAGCUCAGUUCUCUUUUUCCGAAGUCCAGUCUCACCCAUAAAUUCCCUAGGUACUGGAGUGGCCCUUGCUGGAGUCUUUCUAUACUCACGCGUGAAGCGCAUUAAGCCAAAGCCAAAGACUGCUUGAAGGACCACCAAUGCAAAUUUUGUCGUUAGCUCAAAUAGCGAUCAGUCCAUUCAAUCUCAGUGUACUCGAGAAUAUCUUGCAGGUCAGGCAGGAACCAGAUCUUCUGCUUGCCCUGUGCGCUCUUUUUCUUCCUCUUUCCACUAUUGUUCUCCCACCCUGCUUCUGAUACUAUGAUCAGAACAGAUCCGGGAAUUAGUUGCCCCUCAAAGUUAUGUAGCUGUCCUAGACUUGAUAUUCAUCAGCUGUUUUGAUUCUGAACUUUGGAUACGAAAUCGAUCUGUAUCGGGUGUGAUUAGAUGAUUGUUUGUUGGAAAUAGAUUGGGUUUUUGGUA
This is a messenger RNA of Rhodamnia argentea, 1619 nucleotides long. RefSeq names its product phosphoenolpyruvate/phosphate translocator 1, chloroplastic-like. The transcript has 9 exons. Gene Ontology annotation, molecular function: antiporter activity. Bases 1 to 1287 code for a protein of 428 amino acids. The record is from RefSeq and is a predicted model, not a curated record. Gene Ontology annotation, cellular component: membrane; Golgi apparatus. Lineage: Eukaryota; Viridiplantae; Streptophyta; Magnoliopsida; Myrtales; Myrtaceae. Gene Ontology annotation, biological process: transmembrane transport.